This is a messenger RNA of Xenopus laevis (African clawed frog), 982 nucleotides long. RefSeq lists its product as uncharacterized. Bases 2 to 982 code for a protein of 326 amino acids. Lineage: Eukaryota; Metazoa; Chordata; Amphibia; Anura; Pipidae. The transcript has 7 exons. The record is from RefSeq and is a predicted model, not a curated record.
CAUGGAAACAUCUAAACAUCUAUUAGUCUUUAUUUUUUUUAUAUUAUUCUUAAUUCAAACAAGCAAAUUCCAGAUUGCAGAAGCAUUUAACAAGAAUGAUGAAAAUGUAAUUGCUCUGAGUCGAACAAAGAAGAAUCAUAUAUUUAAACAAGGAAAACCAAGCGUUGCUCCUCCUGUUAAUGCAGGAGACGACGAAGUGAAAUGCAUUCCGGAUGAGCCAGAAAUUCCAGACCUAUUUGCUGAUGAAAUGGACAGCACUAAAAAGUUAAUAAUCUACAGUGGUUGUGGUGUACUUGGCUUCAUAGCCGUCGCAGUGCUGAUAUAUAUUUUUGUGAUAAAACGCUUCUUCAAGAAAAAAACUGACACUAAAACAGAUGGAUUAAAGGAAGCAGAGGAAGGCGAGGCAGGACUCGUCACCAUAGAUACAAAUGAAAAAGAAACCCAAGAGGGGGUACAAGUGAAAAGAAAGAAGAGAGUGAAAAAGAAAGUGAAAAAUGAUGAGGAAGAGACCCAAGAGAGGGUAGAAGAGGAAGAGACCCAAGAGAGGAGGGUACAAGUGAAAAGAAAGAAGAGAGUGAAAAAGAAAGUGAUAAAUGAUGAUGAUGAGACCCAAGAGAGGGUAGAAGAGGAAGAGACCCAAGAGAGGGUACAAGUGAAAAGAAAGAAGAAAGUGAAAAAGAAAGUGAAAAAUGAUGAGGAAGAGACCCAAGAGAGGGUAGAAGUGGAAGAGACCCAAGAGAGGGUACAAGUGAAAAAAAAGAAAAAAGUGAAAAAGAAUGAAAAUAACGAUGAAGUUGAGGCAGAGACCCAAAAGAGGGUAAAAGUAAAGAGGAAAAAGAAGAAAGUUAUUGAUGCAACAAAUGAAAUUGAGGAGGCAGCUGAAGAGGCUCCGGAAAGAACAAAAGUGAUGAAAAAGAAAAAAACUGUAAAAAGGAUAAAGAAACGGAAGGUGCAGGAAAAUGAAGAAGAAAGCAGUGAAUAA